Molecule: messenger RNA, 3759 nt
Organism: Gregarina niphandrodes
Lineage: Eukaryota; Apicomplexa; Conoidasida; Eugregarinorida; Gregarinidae
Product: phosphatidylinositol 3- and 4-kinase
Exons: 1
Coding region: 1-3759 (1252 amino acids)
Cellular component (GO): nucleus
Source: RefSeq, a predicted model, not a curated record
AUGAAUUGGGCGUUUGAUCCUAAAGUGUUUUGCGACCAAGUGGGCAUGCCGGAAGCCUACUAUCAGACGGACGAUGGUUCAAUUCCCGUGCGGGUCCUUCUAUGGACGGUAGCAUUCGGUUACGCGUAUUCGAACAUGCUCUUGAUACCGGAAUCGACACCGGAAUCGACACCGGAAUCGACACCGGAAUCUACACCGGAAUCGACACCGGAAUCGACACCGGAAUUGACAUCGGAAUCGAGGGUCUCCGUCAGUGUUGGACAAACUGUUUCUUGGAAGUUCAUUCUCGCUGGCCAUUGCUUUAUCUCUCACAAAAUGCAGUCUCAAGAGCAACUCCAGAAUACAAACCUCAGCUACUGGCUUGGAUCGGUAUUCCCCCAUUUACAAUCAUCCUUGAUGAGAUACGCUUGCCAGCCCGCCCCCCCAAUAGUCGAGGAAGAUCCCACCCGUGAUGACUACACCCGUGAUGACUAUACCCGUGAUGACUACACCCGUGAUGACUACACCCGUGAUGACUCCACCCGUGAUGACCCCACCGGUGGUCAUCUCACCCCGUAUCAGUGGCAUGAAUUCUGUCUUGCGUACUCUGCGAGCGCCCCCGCAGCACCAGCAAACGUCUCAGCCCGUGAGCUGCAGUCCCUGUUGGCGUCGGUGUCGGAGGCCACCGACCUCCCCGAUGGCUACUCCCCAGUUACCACGGCUACUCCCCGGCGGACGGCAUUGGAAUCCCCAAGAGAUGUGGUUUUUUGUGAUGAUGUCAGGUCUUGUAGACCUCCAGAUCAAGGCCACCCGGGAGCACCCAUCCAUGCGCAUAACCAUGCACAGGACACAGAAGUUGCACAGGAAGGUGGGGUCAGAGUUGCGACCAACCCUGUUCAGGAACUCCGACGUAUCUUCUCAGUAUAUCGGGACCAUAUGGAGUUAUACCCGAACGAAAAGAAGUGUGUGGAGGAAGUGGAGGCUCUGUAUGGUGAGAUAGGGAUACUGAAGAACGCUUGGACAUCCGGGGAACGUGUAGGCCGGCUGCCUCCUCUUGACCUCGCGAAACCGGUAACCUAUACUGGCCUGAAGGGGCAGGGUUUGACGGGGCGAGACCGAACGAAGCAUGACUUGACUGGCAGGGUUGACUUGCAGCUGAUCGAGAUCUCAGCUGAUCGACUCGCUUUCGAAAGGUGUGUUGAUCAGACUGCCGAGGCGCAUGCCCACAACGUCGGUCUGAAGCUGAGUAGCUUAUGCUGCGCAGUGGGAUUGCUUCGGGCCGCACAGGCGAAGGAUGGCGGGUCUGCAGGUCUUCGGGUCCAGUCUAUGAGCGGGUCUAUUCCCGAGGAAUUUAUUCCUGUGGAAACUAACCCCAUCAUGGGGUCUAACCCCAUCAUGGGGUCUAACCCCAUCGUGGGGUCUAACCUCAUCAUCCCUGAGAAGUGUGUGAGUAAGAUUACGGGUCAACUGCGGGAUGUGAAAGUAUGCACGUCAGUAUUGGAUCAGUAUGUUGAUUUCAUUGGUGAGAUUGUGGACUUUAAUGUUAGUGUGAUGGAGAGGUUUCUGGAAUCCUAUGUGCCGGCCCAAUGUGCAAAGCAUGAUGGCCAGAUCCUGGAACACUUGAGUCAUUGCGUGCGGUUGGUAAAUUGUUGGUUCACAUGUGGCUAUUUGAAACAAGAGGAGACGGCCCGGGCUUUUCGUUUGGCAUCGUGGCUAGUGAGUGUGGUGAGUGGCUUUGCCACGAACCCAGGAGUGCUUGAAUCCCUCAAAUGUCUUGUAGGAAACGCCCUGAAGUUCCUCAUUCCGUGGACGCACCGUUUCAUUGGCAUACUUUUUACGGAGACCGAACACCAAAACAAGGAGCAAGAGGACAAGCGAGAAGAGGAUUUAUAUGUUUCGAGCACAAGAGGCACCCUGUCUACUGCCCGAGGAAUCGCAAAAUCUGCGACGAGGGCGAAGAGCAAAGCUGCUGCAGGCAAAGCUGCUGCAGGCAAAGCCGCUGCAGGCAAAUCAUCCUCUGCAGGUAAAGCGGUUGUAGGCAAGCCCUCGGUAACGACGACCAAAUUAUCAGGUAGUGCUAAACGUUCAGCGCGGGGUAGACCUCUUAUCGUGGCUGAAGAUGAAUCGGCGGGAGAUGAGCCGAUGGGAGAAAACAUUUAUGACAUACUCGAGGACAUAGUUACCCGUCAGGCAUCUCAGUGGCCAUACAGUUGCCUGCAAGAACUGUUACCAUACCGAGCGGCUCGUAACGUGCGGCUGGACAGAAUAAUUGACAAGGUGGAUGCUCAAUCGAGAGAAGCCGUGGAGCUUGGUUGGCAAUUUUUCAAGUGCCUGAUACGAAACAAGGCUCUAAAACACAUUGACCAAAAUUUGAGCGAAUACCAAGCUGUAGUGAAAAAUGGUUGCUGUCCCAUUUUCACAGCGGUCUCUCUGUUUAACGCCCCACGACAUGUAGGAUCACGAUAUGGAUCGUCAGGACCGGUAUCGAACACGUGUGUUCGAAUAAUGAUAAAAUUUGGUUAUCCUUGCAUCCGAGCAUGUCUGACAGGUGUACGUGUAUUAAUGGGUAAGAGCCGUCCUAAAUUGAUUCGGUUGGUUGAUUUGAAGGGUAACAUUUAUCCAGUUAUAUGUAAAGGUUCAGAUGAUAUGCGUCAAGAUAAGAUCGUUCAGACAACGUUCAUGUAUAUCACUAAUGCACUGGGACAUGAUAUAAGGACGUACAACGUUGUCCCUUUAUGCUCGGAAAGUGGCUUGAUUGAGUCGAUCGGGAACUCGGAGACUUUGGCGGACGCACUGGUAGACGGAAACCCGAUUUUAUAUGGCUAUAAAUCUGUUGCUAACGAUCGGUCCAAUUUGGAGCCAAGGAAUGCAGGCGAAGCACGUUCCUGUCAUGAGUUCUUUAGUCCGACAAAUAUGAGUGUAAAAGACUGUUGUGAAAAAUUGAUGAAGGCAAAAGAUCAAGAGGAGCGUUAUACAAUUUUCACGGAACAUAUUCAACCGCAAUUCAACUGUAGUUUGGCAUACCGAUUGUUGUUAUUAUUCCCGACACACGACCAAUACAUUCGUUCCCGUGAUAACUUUAUCAAAUCGUUAGCUUCCAAUUCCGCAGUUGGACACAUCUUUGGUAUCGGUGAUCGGCAUCUCAGGAAUAUAUUACUAAAGAAAGGCACGGGCGAAUUAUGCCAUAUAGACUUUGGCUAUAUGUUUGAGAAAGGGCGAUUGCUAAAAGAACCGGAAAUAGUACCCUUUAGACUCACUCAAUCUUUCACAAAAACCAUACAAGUUGAUACUCUAGUACCUAUCAUGGCAAAGAUCAUAGAACUUCUUAGACGGUACAGAAAUGAUCUUAUAUCCACCACAUCAAUCUUUGCUAAGGAUGCCAUGGAAUUUAACGUCUCUUCUAACUCAGCCAACCCUUUGCUACACAACGAAACGUCCUGGGUCAGACCACCCAACGCUGGACCACCCCCACCCAACGCUGGACCACCCAACGCUGGACCACCCAACGCUGGACCACCCAACGCUGGUAAGACCUACUCGAAAACUACCAAGAUACUCCUUGCCAGAAUUAAACAUAAAUUACAUGGUCUGGAAUACACCUACUCCUCACUUCAUAAUUUCUCUUUAAAACCACCCACCCAACAGGAACUUAACUGCAUACCUCAAGUCCUACCCGGCGGGGGACUUAACCCCAUACAACAGGCUACCCUAAUUUGCAGACUGGCAUCGCACCCUCAACUCCUCUCUCAAAUGUUCGUGGGAUGGGCACCCUGGGUCUAG